This is a messenger RNA of Cyphellophora attinorum, 363 nucleotides long. RefSeq lists its product as uncharacterized. The coding region runs from base 1 to 363 and encodes 120 amino acids. The transcript has 6 exons. NCBI's taxonomy places the organism in Eukaryota, Fungi, Ascomycota, Eurotiomycetes, Chaetothyriales, Cyphellophoraceae. Gene Ontology annotation, molecular function: peptidyl-prolyl cis-trans isomerase activity. The record is from RefSeq and is a predicted model, not a curated record.
AUGGCCACUGAAUUGAAGAAGGAGAUUAUCAAGGAGGGCAACAAGACCGACAAGCCUCAGAACGGCGACACUGUCACCAUGGAGUACACCGGCUGGCUCUUCGAAGAGGGAGAAGAGAAAAACCGUGGUAAACAGUUUGACAGCUCUGUCGGACGUGGUGACUUCGAGACGAAAAUUGGAGUUGGUAGAGUCAUCCAGGGCUGGGACCAAGGCGUGCCGACAAUGACCUUGGGCGAGAGAGCUGUUCUUACCAUCCCGGGUAAAAUGGCAUAUGGUGACAGAGGCUUCCCGGGUCUGAUUCCCCCGAAUGCUACACUGAUCUUCGAGGUCGAACUCAAGGGCAUCAACAACAAGCGUGCCUAG